Molecule: messenger RNA, 709 nt
Organism: Rhineura floridana
Lineage: Eukaryota; Metazoa; Chordata; Lepidosauria; Squamata; Rhineuridae
Gene: TMSB15C
Product: thymosin beta 15C
Exons: 3
Coding region: 145-282 (45 amino acids)
Biological process (GO): actin filament organization; regulation of cell migration
Cellular component (GO): cytoplasm
Molecular function (GO): actin monomer binding
Source: RefSeq, a predicted model, not a curated record
UGCCGCGCGGUCAGGCCGGAGAUAUAAAGGCCGCCCCAGACACGUUGGCUUCAGAGAGCGCGCAGCCGAGGAGCUUCAGACGGGGAGAGUGGCGUGCAGGUAGUGCAGAGUCUCAGAAGUAUUGCUUGAUUUCCUGUGGCCAAGAUGUGUGACAAACCGGACCUCUCUGAAGUUGAGAAGUUUGAUAAGAAGAAGCUGAAGAAGACCAACACGGAGGAGAAGAACACACUCCCUUCCAAGGAGACCAUUGAACAGGAGAAAGAGUGCGUGAAGUCCUCAUAGAGAUGGCCCUCCCUGCAUGGAAGUGACCACACUCUUCCUCCUCCCCCGUUUUUUUGAAUUAAUGGGUUUUUUUAUAUUAUGUCUGUUGUGUAUAUUGAGAAAUGCAACAUCUUUCCAUUGCAACCUAUUCUCCGUAGCAGCUACAGCUGGCUCCCUCCCCUUCCCAAGCACCCUCCUGUUCUGGUACUGCCAAAGGGGAGCGCAAAUGAUGCCCAGAAAGAAAGGGUUCUGGGGCCCACAGGGCUCAAUUUCACCCUGCCCAUUCCCACAUCUCUCUCCUCUCUUCCCAAAUGGAGUCACUCCUGCAACUGGGCUCCACCAACCAUAUUUGCCCAGACAGCUUUCUGACACUUUACUUGGUUUGUCUUCCUACAAAUGAAAUGGAGAAAAAUCUAUUAAAAUAAAUAAAAAUGAACUAAAACUUCAA